CUGGACUCCAAAGCAUGACUCUGGGAAAUCAAACGGCACAAACCAGUUACUGUGUGUUCUCUGGCUGCUUCCCCAGGACAGGGUGUCCCAGGACUCCCAGCAAACUAUCACAAACUGUAGCUAUGAUGUUAUCUGUUAGUGAAGUUUUUAUCAGCUCUGUCCUCCGUCUGGUGAAAGGCAUGAUGGGAUGUCAGUCUGCUGUGACCCUCCAGGUGGAUGCUGCUCUGUGGAUCAGACACUGGCUCCUUUCGUGCUUUAUAAAGUGAGGAAUUCACCUGGGCCUACUGUUGAACGCAUUUGGAUCAUAUGAGCCACUCCUGAUCAACAAAUUCUACCUGCUGCACCUCAAACCAAGACAAGUCCACGUGAAGUAACCCUUUACACAAGCAUAGUAAUCAGAUCAAUAAAUGAACAUGUGUGCGUGUCAGUGAGAAGAAGCAAUGACUCAUGAGCUGAUCAGUUUUGACUUGCGGUGAUGAAUGAGUCGAUCAGAAUACUUGAAAGAACGAUGUCACGUGUGCACGGUCCAUUCAUGCACAUCCGGAUUUCAGGGCGUCAAUUGAGUUAAGAAAACAUAAAAGUAAAGCCUGUUUAUGCACACAACAAAGGGGAUAGUCACAGCUAAGUGCCAUAAUGUGAAAAAAAAUGAGUAGAGUUGAUUUAACAACCGCUGUUAUACAUCACAAGCUGACCUCUUGUGUCAAAAAUGUGCUGUUAAAUCAAUCAUUUCAAGUUGCACUACUCCCCGAAGGAUGAUUCGCAGAAAGAAACAACAGAGGAUCAUUCAAGAGGCAGCGACAGUGGUUCACAGAGUUUAAAGCCCAAAGCGGAUAUAAAACACAUGAAAAUGACACGAGAUUUACUUUCAGCUGCAAAAGGAUUUUCACCCUAAUCAUCACUUGUCUUAUUCCAAGAGCAUGAUGAAGAUUAAUGCAGUAAUGACUUAACUUUCUAGUUUUUGUUGUUUCAGAUUACUGAACAUGACUGUGUAGUGUGAGCAGAAUUUGUUAGUCUUUUUGCAAAAUUGUUGUUUGAUUGCUAAAUAAAAGUAUGAGUCUAAUUUCAGGAUGACUCAAAAGCUAAAUAUAGGCACACAUUUCUCAUAAAAGCCCCCAAAGAGAUGCAAGAUUCAAGAACUUUAUUGUCAUACACACGACAGAAACAGAGUGGUUACCCUGAGUGAUGAAAUUCUUAUUUUGCGAGUUCCCUUCUCACAACUGAAAUAACAAAUAAAAUGAGAUAAGAUAAAAAUGAAAUAAUAAUAAUAAAAUAUAAUAGCAUAAGAUAAAAAAAUAGUUACAAAUAAAUUCCAUGUGCAAAUGUUGGCAAUAUUGCAAUACUGUCAUAUGUAAACAGGCAAGGGAUAUGUGCAAAAUAGUGCUAUUUAUAAGAUAUUGCAGGUGACUCAGUGAUUUAGUAGCCUGAUGGCCUGUGGAUAGAAACAAAAAUACAUUCUUUAAACAGUGUGUGGCAAAUUUCAAGAUAUUUACAUUGUCAUAAAUGGAGUGAGAUAUUUUCUGCACUGUGGUGUAUCAUCGUAAAACAAACUGCUAAAAAGCUUGAUUCCUUCUGUCUGACUGAAUAUUUUCAAGCUUUUUCAUCUGACAUUGUUCUUAUUACUCCGCAAAGGAACAGCAGAGUUAUGUGAUGAUCGGCAUACGUUUGUCUGUCUGUCUGUCUGUCUGUUAGCAACAUUACUCAAAAAACAGACCAACGGAUUUGGAUGAAAUUUUCAGGGAAGCUCAGAAAUGACAUAAGGACCAAGUGAUUAGAUUUUGGCAGUGAUGCAGCUUAUAGUCUGGAUCCACGGAUUUGUUAAAGAUUUCUGUAUCAUUGCGAGAUAACGGCACGGCGUCACUGUAACCAUGACAACAAGUGAACGCUACAUCAGCUGCCUGGUGAUGAUCACAUGAUUACAAUCCUACUACAAAUCCACCGUUGAGAACUUAUCAGGACUUAUCCGUCUGAAAUGAUACAAGGAAUAAUUGAUUAAAUUGUGGGGGUGUUUCUGAGUCCUAUUAUUUCCCACCGCCCGCUACAUAUUUAGGUCACUCGAUUCUGUAUCUGUACACGUCAUUUUGUUUGGGGGUACAUCUAUAUUAAAUUCUACGGUGCGGUGAUUUCUGCUACAAAUUUUAUUCAAGAUUUCACCGUUAGGAAAUAAUAUGACUCUGCGCUCUCUGAAUGCUUUCCUUGUUGGAUUCCCGCUAACACUUAUUCCAGUUCAUCAGGUAAUAUGUAGAUUUUUUAUUGUGUUUUAUAUGCAAUUUACAAAAAAACAUAUAGCAUUGUGUUUUUUGGACAAGUAAUGCUUAAAAACACACAUAAAACUAAGGAAAUUAAAGAAACUGACUGAUUAAACAACAAUCAGGUAAUUUCUUGUCACUGUUUUUAUUUGUUCCAAAGGUUGUCUGACUUUACGUUUGUUGUUCCUCGUGUUGUCUAUCAGCUCUUAGGUCUAAAUAACAACUGACAACUGAUUAAGAAAAAAAUAUGGAGUUGAGACAUUGUAGAAACACACAUCCAGUCCAUUUAAUACAUCCUGUCACACACUCCAGCAGUAAACAAACCCACUCCUGACAAAGCCUCACUCAGUGGAAUAUGUAUAUUGUGUGGGCCGGGCUCUUGUAAAUGUUAAUCUCAGCUCAUUAACAUUAACCACUGGGAUUCUUUUCUUCUCCACAAAUCAAUAAUCCAGCCUCGUGAGAGGGCUUUUGCCGGAUUGAGCAUCUGGGGGGAGAUCUUGGGUGAGCUGAGCAUGAGGAGACAGAGAAUCAGCACAAAAAAAAUUUAAAAAAAGGCUGAUCCUGUGGAUAAAAGUGAUUUUCUCUCCUAAUUGUGGGGUAUUCUUGUGCCUAUUAGCGGGACCCGGUGGAACCUGCAGUCUGAAUAUUCAGAGGGGUGAAUAAACCGAACCAUCCGUUCAUGUGGGAGGCGACGAGGCACUAAGACCCAGUGGAGAGCAGGGGAGGCUGGGAGGCUGCUGCCCACCCGCUGCCUGUCUGCUCUCUACAGUUGCUCUGAGCGCAUGCCGGAGUCGGUACAUGAGUGUAUGAAAGUGAGCGCAUGCGAGAGAGUCCAGCCUUUGUGGUGCAUCACACUCUGGAAGACAGAAUCCCUCUCCUCCUUUUUUUUUUUUUUUUUUUUAAAUUUUCAUCUCCAUCCCUCCCUUCUGCUUCUGCUCCACCUGGAUCAGAGGCUUGGAGGGAGCUGGGAGGUGUGAGUGCUGUGUAUUUGAAGGGGGAGACGGUGGUCAGGGUGAUGACGAGAUGAAAGGGGCCAGGUGAGGAGGAGACACCGGAGCUCCCCUCUCCUCUCUCUCACUCCCACUAUCUCUCUUUCUCUGAGUGUGUGCGUGUGUGUGUGUGUGUGUGUGUGUGUGUGUGUGUGUGUGUGUGUGUGUGUGUGUGUGUGUGUGUGACGUGGUGUGUGUUUGUUGUGUGUGUGGGAGAAAGAGGGAGAAGGAAACAGGUCGGCUUUGCUCUGGCAGACUGUGAACCUGCACAGGAGGAAGCAGCACCUCUCCACACUGAGAUCUUUCCAACUCAGCGCCAUAUUUGGAGAGAGGAGGACGCCUUCGCCAAAAGUUGUUGCAUCUUCGAGGACGUGACUGAAAACUGGUGCAGUUGUCUGCAGAGCUCCAUUGUGAAGUCUAUGGGGUUCGGGGCCUGUACGGUAACAGACACCACCUCCGCCUGAGCUUCUUGGUGACACCCUACGACGGGGGAGGAUGGGUGAUGGGCCCGUGAACUUCAGCGGACUCUCUCCUCUUCAUCCCAUCCUCUCAUGGAGCGUCCUGUCACACCGAGCCCCUCCUGGAACACUUCUCUCUCGACAUUUCCAGCCUCACCGCAGCCAAACUUCUCAAACGUGACCCCGCCCUUUCCGAGCAUCCGAGGUGGGAUCGACGUGAAUCAGUCGUUGGCGCUGUGUGCUAUGCUCGUCAUGGACAUGCUGGCGGUGGUGGGGAACUUGGCCGUGAUGGUCGUCAUCACCAAAACGCCGCAGCUGCGCAAGUUUGCCUUUGUUUUCCACCUCUGUCUGGUGGACCUGGUGGCUGCACUGGUGCUGAUGCCUCUGGGGAUGCUGUCGGACCGGAUCCUGGUGGACGAGGGGCUGUGUCGGAGCUACCUCUGCCUGAGUGUAUGUCUGGUUAGUGCUGCCAUCCUCACCAUUUGUGCCAUCAACGUGGAGCGCUACUACUACAUCGUCCACCCCAUGCGUCACGAGGUGAAGAUGACGGUGGGGGUGGUGGUGAUGGUGCUGGUGGGAAUCUGGAUUAAAGCUGUUGUCAUGUCAGUGCUGCCUCUGAUGGGGUGGCUGCUCCAGGGGACCCAGAGCGCUUCGGUGCUGGUUCCCGGUCAGAGACACUGUUCCCUCCACUGGACAGGAGGCAGGACCACACGCCUGCUGUUCAUGAUCUUCUUUACUUUAAUCUAUUUCCUGUGCCCCAUGCUGAUCAUUCUGGUCGUCUACUGCAACAUGUUCAAGGUGGCCCGAGUAGCAGCCAUGCAGCACGGCCCCCUGCCCACCUGGAUGGACACGCCGCGACAACGGUCCGAGUCUGUCAGCAGUCAUUCCACCAUGGCGGCCAGCCUCAGAGGAACCGGCGCCCGCACCACCCCUCAAAGGACCUUCAGUGGAGGGAAGGCCGCCGUGGUUCUGGUGGCAGUGGGAGGCCAGUUCUUCUGCUGCUGGCUGCCAUACUUCUCCUUCCAUCUGUACUCAGCUGUAGUUUCUACCUCUCCUUCCUCACUGGCCCAGCUGGAGGACGUGGUAACAUGGAUUGGCUAUUUCUGCUUCACCUCCAACCCUUUUUUCUACGGCUGCCUGAACCGGCAGAUUCGCGAGGAGCUGGGCCGCCACCUGGCUUGCCUUUUCAAGCGGGCCGGGUCCGGUGAAGGAGAGCAGCUGCCCAGCCGAGAGGCCUCUAUCGAGGAGAACUUUUUGCAGUUCCUUCAGGGCACUGGAUGCAAUCUGGAGCCCUGCAACUCUCACAGCAGAGCCAGCCCCACGGAUCCAGAGACUGAGGGCCUUCAGGAAUCAGCUGUUCAGCAGAACUUGCCAGCUGACUUUCACAUCCCAGGGCAGAUCCUGGAGGAAACCUCAGAGUUCAUGCAGCAGCAACAGCUGAACAAUGAGCUGCAUGUAUCAGAGAACUGCUGCAAAACUGUACCAGAGCUGUAGCUGCCUCAUGUACUGUCUCUUUUGCCAUCUAAUAAUCCAAUAAAUAUACUUAGUUUUAUUCAUA
Amphiprion ocellaris (clown anemonefish) is the source of this 5251-nucleotide messenger RNA. RefSeq names its product G protein-coupled receptor 61 (gene gpr61). Gene Ontology annotation, cellular component: signaling receptor complex; plasma membrane; endosome. The transcript is spliced from 5 exons. Gene Ontology annotation, molecular function: G protein-coupled receptor activity. Gene Ontology annotation, biological process: G protein-coupled receptor signaling pathway. The coding region runs from base 3787 to 5187 and encodes 466 amino acids. The record is from RefSeq and is a predicted model, not a curated record. NCBI's taxonomy places the organism in Eukaryota, Metazoa, Chordata, Actinopteri, Pomacentridae.